AUGUCCCCAGCAGAGACAACCUCAGAAUUCUACCCUCCUAUGACCGGUGUUUCGAUCGCUGACAAGAGGAGUAAAAGACCACGACCCUACAGUGCUUUGGUUCCCUUCUUGGCCCUUGCGGCCCACUUGCUUGUUCCAGCGGACGCCUUUACUUCGGGAGCAGGGAGACGCCCGAAUGUCUUUCCCAAUCUCCACACCAGAACAAGCCAUUAUCCCCAAUUACACUCUUCGAAACUCGUGGGAAGAGGUCAUCGGGUCCAAAGGUCCUCCCGAGCACGAAGAAACCGACCCUCCAAGUUUUUUGUGGCGUCCUCUACCCGGUCUUUGAACACUGCCAGCGAGAACAUCUUUGGCAGUCGCAGCAAUAAUAAUAACAAUGAGGAAGAAUAUCCGUGGGAAUGCAUUAUUGACCCCACCUGUUGCGAUGAUUGCCUCGAUAUGGCAGACCAUUAUCAGCAACUGAGCAAUGAUCAAAGCCAACACAUGAUGAUUGACUUUGGCACGUGGGCCAAAAAUGAAGAAGACGAAGAUAGAGUCACCUUCGCCGACAAGGUGUCCAUGACGGCCGCGUUUGCAACGGCAGCCUCGGCAUUUGCACUCUUGCUCGUGUGGUCGGGACCUGGUGCUUGGAGAUUCUUUUUGGCCGGUGGUCUCUGUGCAGCCACAUCGCAUGCCAUUCCAACUCCCAUUGAUGUAGUCAAGACCCGAAAACAAGUUGACCCAGAGUUGCAGGAGUUGGGUUUUGUGCAAGCCACGCAAAAGAUUGUCAAAGACGAGGGCGUGGGUACUCUGUUAGCUGGUCUUGGCCCGACUGUGUUUGGAUACUUGCUUGAGGGAUCCAUGAAAUUUGGAGUGUACGAAGCACUCAAGCCAGUUGUCAAACGAGGACUCGGCUCCUUGGCGGAAGCAACCUCUCUCGCAAUUUUGCGGUCCCAAAUGAUUGCCUUUAUCGUUUCGGGGUGUAUAGCCGGAACGGCUGCUUCUAUUGUUUUGUGCCCAAUGGAAGCCUUGCGAAUCCGUCUUGUGUCCGAACCAGACUUUGCUCCCAAAGGAUGGAUACAGGGCGGUCGUAGGAUGAUUAAGCGCGAGGGAGUGCUCAGCCUUUGGAGAGGCAUUGCACCACAAACCUUCAAACAAGUGCCCUACACUGUGACCAAGAAUGUUUCUUUUGAUUAUUUCACAAAACUCGCCUACCGGACAGCAAUUGCCUACGGAUUUUCCAUGAACCAUGCCACCAAGUUCACCAUUCCCGUUGUAUCGGCCAUUCUUGCCAGUAUUUUGUCUUGUAUCAGCAGCCAGCCAGGUGACACACUACUCAGCCUUGUCAGCGCAAGGCAAAAAGAAAACAGAUCGGCAAGCGAUAUCGCGCGGGAUAUUUUGCGAAGUGAAAAGGGGUUCCGUGGAUUUUUUGUCGGGUUGAAUUGUCGAUUGUAUCAUGUGGGCAUUAUUGUGACGCUCCAACUUGUUUUGUACGAUGUUCUGAAGCGACUGUGUGGAGGUAUUGCAACGGGAUCAUGUGGACAUUAG
Seminavis robusta is the source of this 1527-nucleotide messenger RNA. The record is from the annotation of a GenBank genome assembly. Lineage: Eukaryota; Bacillariophyta; Bacillariophyceae; Naviculales; Naviculaceae.